GUUACCCACCAGGCCCGCGGCGGUCGCGGGUGGGCUUCGACAUGCAGACCACGGACCUGGGCAACAAAGAGAGCGGCAAGAUAUGGCAUCGCAAGCCUUCCCCGGCCACUCGGGACGGAAUUAUAGUGAACAUCAUUCACAACACUUCUGAGUACCAUCCAAAAGUUUUGCGAUUUUUGAAUGUGGCUUUUGAUGGUUCAGGAGAUUGCUUAAUUGCUGGGGACCAUCAGGGAAAUAUCUAUGUUUUUGACUUGUGUGGAAACAGGUUUAAUCUUGUUCAACGAACAGCACAAGCUUGCACAGCUCUGGCCUUUAAUCUUCGUAGGAAGUCUGAAUUCCUUGUGGCAUUAGCUGAUUAUUCUAUUAAAUGUUUUGAUGCAGUCACUAAGGAGCUAGUUAGCUGGAUGAGAGGACAUGAGUCAUCAGUAUUUUCAAUCUCUGUGCAUGCAUCAGGGAAAUAUGCCAUCACUACCUCUUCUGACACAGCACAACUAUGGGAUUUGGAUACCUUUCAGAGGAAAAGAAAGCUGAAUAUUCGCCAGUCUGUGGGUAUACAGAAGGUUUUCUUUCUACCUUUGAGUAAUACCAUCCUGAGCUGUUUUAAGGAUAAUUCCAUCUUUGCCUGGGAAUGUGAUACUCUUUUUUGCAAAUAUCAAUUGCCAGCUCCACCUGAAAGCUCUAGUAUAUUAUACAGAGUGUUUGCUGUAACCAGAGAUGGCCGGAUCCUGGCUGCUGGAGGCAAAUCAAAUCAUCUUCAUUUGUGGUGCUUGGAAGCUGCACAGCUCUUUAGAAUUAUCCAGAUGCCUACUAAAGUUCGAGCCAUUCGCCAUCUGGAAUUUCUUCCUGAUAGUUUUGAUGCUGGUUCUAAUCAGGUUCUUGGAGUGCUAAGUCAAGAUGGUAUUAUGAGAUUUGUCAAUAUACAGACUUGUAAACUUCUCUUUGAAAUUGGAAGCCUUGAUGAAGGAAUUAGCUCAUCAGUAAUUAGCCCACAUGGGCGGUACAUCGCAUCUAUUAUGGAAAAUGGAAGUUUGAACAUAUAUUCAGUUCAAGCUUUAACCCAGGAAAUAAAUAAGCCACCUCCUCCUUUAGUGAAAGUGAUUGAAGAUUUGCCCAAGAGUAAACUGAGUUCCAGUGAUCUUAAAGUGAAAGUAACGUCAGGAAGAGUACAGCGACCAGCAACAUCCAGGGAAAGCAAGAUGCAAACUAGAAUAUUAAAACAAGACCUGACUGGCAAUUUUGAAAAUAAAGAGAAUGAAUUGUCAGAUGGAUUAAACAAAAAACGUUUACAAAUCUUAUUAAAAGGCUAUGGUGAAUAUCCAACAAAAUACAGAAUGUUCAUUUGGCGCUCCCUGCUGCAACUGCCUGAAAAUCAUACUGCAUUUAGUAGCCUCAUAGAUAAGGGUACUCAUGUGGCAUUUCUCAACCUUCAGAAGAAAUACCCCAUCAAAAGUAGGAAACUACUGAGAGUAUUACAGAGAACCCUAUCAGCAUUGGCUCACUGGUCUGCCAUCUUUAGUGACACACCAUAUCUUCCACUUUUGGCAUUUCCAUUUGUUAAAUUAUUCCAGAACAACCAACUCAUCUGUUUCGAAGUUGUUGCUACUCUUAUAAUCAAUUGGUGUCAACACUGGUUUGAAUAUUUUCCUAAUCCUCCUAUCAAUAUUCUCAGUAUGAUAGAAAAUAUUUUGGCAUUUCAUGACAAAGAACUGCUACAACACUUCAUAGAUCAUGAUAUAACUUCUCAGCUGUAUGCAUGGCCUCUUCUUGAAACUGUGUUCUCAGAAGUGCUGACAAGAGAAGAGUGGCUAAAAUUAUUUGAUAAUGUCUUUUCCAACCAUCCUUCAUUCCUCCUGAUGACUGUUGUAGCCUAUAAUGUAUGUUCUCGAGCUCCUUUGCUCAAUUGUAAGCUUAAAGAUGAUUUUGAGUAUUUUUUUCACCAUCGGAAUAACCUGGAUAUAAAUGUUGUGGUUAGAGAAGUUUAUCAUCUCAUGGAGACCACGCCUACUGAUAUUCAUCCAGACAGCAUGCUUGAUGCUUUUGUUGCACUGACAAAAGGGCAAUAUCCAGUAUUUAAUCAAUAUCCAAAGUUUAUUGUGGACUAUCAGACACAGGAACGAGAAAGAAUAAGGAAUGAUGAAUUGGAUUACUUAAGAGAGAGGCAGACGGUUGAAGAUAUGCAAGCUGAAGUAGACCAGCAAAGAGCUGAAGAUGAAGCUUGGCACCAGAAACAAGAACUACUUCGUAAAGCUGAAGAAGCAAGAAGAGAAAUACUCUUACAAGAGGAAGAGAAAAUGAUACAACAACGACAGAGCGGCAUGAUCUGGCCUCUGCCUACCCUUCCAGCCUCCUAUCCUUCUGCUACCCAUACUGAUGUUGUACAUAUGAGAGAUCAGGAAAUUGCUGCCACAGCCAGAGACCUAGAGAUGAGACAGCUGGAACUCGAAUCACAAAAAAGACUUUAUGAGAAGAAUCUUACUAGAAAUCAAGAAGCUGUUGCAAAAGAAGUGCGAGAAGAUGUAGAUGCCUAUAGACGAAAAAUGGAUCUUGAAGAACACAUGUUUCAUAAACUGAUAGAAACAGAUCAAAAUCAAAGCCAAAAAACUCAGAAGGUGAUUGAAGAAAAUUUGGCAAAAGCUGAACAAGCAUGCCUGAAUGCUGACUGGCAAAUUCAUACUUUACAUAAACAAAAAUGUGAUGAUCUACAACGAAAUGAAUGUUACCAGGAAGUAGCCAAACUCCUUCAGGAAAAUAGAAGGAAAGAAAUAGAGGUGUUAAAUGCAAUGAUGGCGGAGGAAGCUAAGAAGCGGAAGGAAGCUGAAGAAAAAGAGUUCUAUUUGAGGUCAGAAAAGAAAGCUUCUGCUCUUUCAGAUGCAUCUAGAAAGUGUUUUUUACAGCAGGAGAUAAGUGAUGCUUUAGAGCAUGCUGAAAAUCCAUACAAUAAAGUUUCUUUAAAUAGAAGAACAAUGGAAUGGGACGCCAUGGAAGAGAAUCUUAUGGAGAAAGUGAGAAAUCUUCGUAAGAGACUCACCGCUCAGGCCCGUAACAGAUGUCAAACCCCUGGUCUCUUGGCUACCUAGAAGGCAUGUCAUCUUGAGAUAGUCAAGAGAGGAAGACCUAUUUUGCAAUCAGUGACACUAAUUUUUAGAUUAGUUAUUUUAAAUUCCUACAAAGGUCAGCUUUUGUAUAGAAAAAUGUGUCCAUAAAAAAUUAUGUGUUCUAUUUAAUUCCAGUACUUUUUAGCUUGUAAAUAGCUUCUUAUUUUUGCCAAUAAAUAUUUUUUGGAAACUAUUAAA
Galeopterus variegatus (Sunda flying lemur) is the source of this 3293-nucleotide messenger RNA. RefSeq names its product TBC1 domain family, member 31 (gene TBC1D31). Bases 42 to 3077 code for a protein of 1011 amino acids. The transcript is spliced from 21 exons. The record is from RefSeq and is a predicted model, not a curated record. Gene Ontology annotation, cellular component: centrosome. NCBI's taxonomy places the organism in Eukaryota, Metazoa, Chordata, Mammalia, Dermoptera, Cynocephalidae. Gene Ontology annotation, molecular function: protein binding.